UUGACUAUUUUAAAGUGAUGGGUUGUGAAGCUGGUAAUGUGAAUAAAGAGAAUGUUGAGAUGCUGCAAAUGAUGGAAGAGGUCCUUUCUUAUCCUCCUCGUUUCAGAUACACCUUCUCAUGCUUGAAUAGCUUUGUUGCCUUAGAUACUACAAAAGUGAAAGCUGUCUUCAGUGGAACAAGCAAACCCCUUCAAAUCAAUGUCACAUUGAAAAAGCCACAAGAAAAUGAGAGUGCAUCCACAUCGCAACUAACUCCCCCUUUGACUCCUAAUAUUGCACCAGCAAAUGAUAUCAAAUCUGAUGUUGUUUUGAUGAAAAUCCUGACUGUUACUGCUGAUAUUUUUUGUGAUGAUCAUCGUGGCAGCAAAUGGUUCAUAUUUGGUCUCAAACUUGGUCUAAACAUAUCCCAACUGCACAAGAUUGAGAUACAGUACAACAAUCCAACUCAGUUUGCUAGAGAGUCCCUUCUUUUGUGGACUGAGGACUGAAAACAAGACUGCAUCAUGGGAGCCAGUAGCUGCUGCACUGGAGAGCAUUGAGCUUAAAUCUGUAGCUAUACAGUUGGAGGGUCAGUUUAAAGAACAGCAUCCAAUACCCACACUUCCAGACAGUGUUCUUGAAGCUGAGCCUAGUCUUCCUGUUCUUAAUAAUUUGGUGGGUGCAAAGAUUGAAGACAAGUAUCACUUGUUUGGGAUUGCUGUUGGUCUAAAUGAAGGCUACCUGAAAGGACUGGACAAAGACUAUCCAACAUGUCAAGAAAGGUUUAAUCAAGUGUUUUAUAAAUGGAGUCAAGUUGAUCCCAAUACAUUCAAAUGGAAGACUGUUAUUGAAGUAUUACAAU
Molecule: messenger RNA, 841 nt
Organism: Amphimedon queenslandica
Lineage: Eukaryota; Metazoa; Porifera; Demospongiae; Haplosclerida; Niphatidae
Exons: 3
Coding region: 18-488 (156 amino acids)
Source: RefSeq, a predicted model, not a curated record